Messenger RNA from Spodoptera exigua (beet armyworm), 2163 nucleotides. NCBI's taxonomy places the organism in Eukaryota, Metazoa, Arthropoda, Insecta, Lepidoptera, Noctuidae. The record is from the annotation of a GenBank genome assembly.
AUGUUGGGGCGGAUUUAUCCGCUAGCGGUAUUGCUGGUGUUCGCCGAUGUGGUUCUAAAAACAUCAUGUAUGCAUCAACCAUUAACGGAGAAAGGGAGUCUGACCUUUGUAAUAGAUGAUACUUGGUCUAUGACGGAUGACAUAAAUCAAGUCAAAAGCAGCGUGAGCCGGAUCAUGGAUAUCGUGUUUAGUACGAAGGCCAGUAUUAUCAGCAACAUGGUGCUCGUCACAUUUAAUGACCCAGAUGCACAUGUGAGGGUAGUAACCAACAAGCGUGAAGAAUUCAACAAAGCAUUGAAGGCAGUUGAAGUACACGGUAAUAAAAACUAUGACUGUCCAGAAAUGUCAAUGCAAGGAUUGAUCCUCGCUUUGAAAAACAGUAAUCGUGGCUCCCACAUUUACGUGUUCACCGAUGCUACAGCCAAAGAUCACAAGGAUGCUUACCUUGUCAAACAACUGUGUCAGGAAAAACAAUCCCAGAUUUCUUUUGUGAUAACCGGAAGAUGUACGGCGUCUUAUCCAGAUAAAAUGAUGAGUGUGUAUUACGAAAUAGCCCAGGCGUGUUCAGGGCUGGCAUAUGAAGUGAACAAAAAUGAAGUAUCAGAGGUACUCAGACCUAUAACCGACAUAAUAAGUGGUGAAAAGGUUAUAAUUAAAACAACGACUGUUCCACCUCGUGUUUUGAAAGAUAUUUCAUUCGAAAUUGAUGAACAAACUGAAUACGUCAUCGUAUCCGUUACGGGUAUGAACGUGUACUUAAAAUUAUCUGGACCAACCGGCAAACAAGAAAACUUAAUGUGGAAUGCCAACGGUAAAGUGGUGAAACUGGUUGGUACAAAGCCUGGCAAAUACAUCGCUACCGUGAAAGGUGAAUCCCAAACAUCCGUCGUCAUAGUGGGCAGGUCUGAUUUCCUCUUCAAACAUGGUUUUUCGGAAGAGAAACCUAAGUCACUCAACGAUACGACGCUCCAACCAAUUGCUAAUACAAAUAUCUACCUGUCAGUAUUCGUUUCUGAUGAACGGCAAACAGUGGAAAUAACAACAGCCCAGAUCUUAGGAAUGAACGAUACACCAAUCACAGCUGAUCUUCCUUUGACAAAAGUUUCGAAAGAUUUUUACAUUUCAUCACCCUUUGUUACACCGACAGUAAUGUUCAAAGUAGUUGUGAAAGGAAAGGUGAUAGCAACGGGUCACUUUAUAAAGCGUAUCUCAAGUAUCCCUGUCACACCCUCAAAACCAAAAAUCAUUGACAUGAACAAAUUGGAUCCGUUGUCCGACGAAUUCAUUGCUUUAAUCAAUUCCAAGCAAAAAACGUGGAAAGCCGGCAGAAACUUCCCCAAGAAUACGUCAUUUACAAACCUGAAGUCUUUACUUGGUACAUUGGAAGAUAAAUACAUUCAAAAAUUAGAAAAAGCUGAUCAUGUCGGGGGUUGUAUAAAUCUCCCCGAAAGUUUCGAUCCGAGAGAUAAAUGGACGAACUGCACUUCCUUAAACGAAAUAAGAGAUCAAGGACAAUGUGGAAGUUGCUGGGCUUUCGGUGCAGUGACAACGAUGACUGAUAGGUACUGUAUAUUUUCUGGUGGCAAACUAAAUUUCCACUUCUCCGCUCAAGAUCUUAUCACAGGUUGUCGUAAGUGCGGAGGAAAAGGCCCAUGCGGUGGUGGUUGGCCUUCAUUAGCUUUCCAAUUUUGGCAGAAAUGUGGUAUUGUGUCUGGAGGCAACACGAAUACGUCGACUGAAGGAUGUAAGCGUUACAGUCUUCCUCCCCCUGAAAUAUGUGAAAAGAAAUGCGACACUGACGAUAUAGAUUAUGUAACUGACAAACGCCGUGGUAAGAAAGUGUACAGCAUUGCUCCUAACGAAGAAAGUAUUAAAGUUGAACUGUACCAAUAUGGGCCUGUAGAGGUGAUCUUUAAGGUUUAUAGUUCAUUUUUCCAUUACAAACAAGGAGUAUAUACAUAUGACCCACAGGAACAAACAGUACAGGGUUUACAUGCCGUCAAGGUGUUGGGCUGGGGGGUUGAAAACGGUGUUAAGUACUGGCUUGUGGCGAAUUCUUGGGGUACUAAAUGGGGUGACAAAGGAUUCUUUAAAAUACGGCGUGGACAAAAUGACUGUGGGAUAGAAGAAUCGAUUGUAACUGGAGUUCCAUUGUAUCCAUAA